Carya illinoinensis is the source of this 1671-nucleotide messenger RNA. RefSeq names its product probable ribosomal protein S11, mitochondrial. Gene Ontology annotation, molecular function: small ribosomal subunit rRNA binding; mRNA 5'-UTR binding; structural constituent of ribosome. Bases 542 to 1414 code for a protein of 290 amino acids. Lineage: Eukaryota; Viridiplantae; Streptophyta; Magnoliopsida; Fagales; Juglandaceae. The record is from RefSeq and is a predicted model, not a curated record. Gene Ontology annotation, cellular component: ribosome; mitochondrial small ribosomal subunit. Gene Ontology annotation, biological process: ribosomal small subunit assembly; maturation of SSU-rRNA from tricistronic rRNA transcript (SSU-rRNA, 5.8S rRNA, LSU-rRNA); translation. The transcript has 5 exons.
CACAUUUCAAACGAAAUCUCUCGAACUCGAACGAAAACUUGUGUCUUCUCUCACGCUUGUCAGUGUCGUCUCUCAAGUUCUCAACCCUAGCCGACGGCGAUUGCUAUUGCGAUUGCAAAUCUCAAGUUCUCCCGUCCGUCUGUCUCAAAACCUAAGGUUGUUGGAUUGUGCUGGUCAAUGUCCCUUGUGCAGCUUCCUCAAUUCCAUAUUCAACUUUCAAGAUGUGAAGAGCAUUAAUAAAUUUUCCUGGUCCGGAGGGAGAGGUGGCACCCAGUUCUAAAUCAAAGCUUUGUCUUAGCUGUGAGCUCCUCAGCAAGUAUAUUUUGCCUUCCAUUAGAAGAGCAUAAAUGUACUUGACUAGGAACAAUGACAUUUCCGACAAAUUUUGGCCGCUCCUGCUCGAAGCCUUGUGCCCUGCCAGUAAACCUGGAGCUACUCUUCACUGCCGUACCACCCACCACGGUCUUCUUCGAUGACCCCGCCGCCAACCAAGCACUCCAUAGACGAACAGUCAGUAAAGCUCUAAACAGAAAGGGGAGAAAUGUACCCGUAUGCUGCCUCUUCUUCCAUUUUUCGCUGCCGAGCUACGGCUCACUCUUUCUCUGCUGCCUUUUCGGCAUCUUCUUCUUCGUCUCUGAUUUCGCUCUUUGCAACCAAACCUAUAUCACUUAUGCGUUGCUAUGGUGGCUUAGGCCAGCUCAGUGGUGCUUUGAGAUCAGAAGAAGUCAAGUCAUUCUCUACAGAUUCGCCACGAGUACUACAAGGUUGCAUUGGUGGUCAUCAUUCUUCUCAAAGUUUUGCAAGAGGGGGGUUUGCAAGAACUUCAGGGUUGAGUUCUGCUGCGAUGGAUGUGAAAAAUAAUGUGUCUGCUCCCUAUGCUUUAUGUUUUCGUAGUUUCAUAUAUUCUGCCAGUGGGAGAAAUUUUGAGCCUGGGAGGGGUUCCAAGUCCAUGAAUUUUGUCAGGGGAAUUAUCGAGGAAGAUGGAAAGGACCUCAUGGACUUCAGGGGGGGUUCUCAACUUUCUCGAUAUACUUUAGAGCAAAAUGCUGAUAUUGUCCACUUAAAGCUGCUGCGUAACAAUACUUUUGUUACAGUGACGGAUUCUAAAGGGAACACAAAAUGUAAGGCCUCGGCAGGAUGCUUGCCAGAACUGAAAGGAGGGGCUAAAAUGUCUCGAUAUGCUGCUGAAGCAACUUCAGAACAUGUGGGGCGAAUGUCUCGAAAUAUGGGGUUGAAAUCAGUUGUAAUGAAGGUGAAAGGGUUCACUUAUUUUAAAAAGAAAAGACAAGCAAUCAUGAGCUGGAGAGAGGGCUUCACUAAUUCUCGAGGGGUUCAGAAUCCAAUUGUAUACAUUGAGGAUACAACUCGGCGUCCUCAUAAUGGCUGUCGGCUCCCUAAAAGGCGUCGUAUUUAACUAUUGGCAGUUGAGAUGGUUGCUGUUGAUGGAGAAUUAUGAUGAGGAAUUUUUCCAGUUUUGGCUGAACCUAGUGGUGCAAAUAAUCUUGCAAGAUGUGUUUAUUAUGUUUGAAGACUGAUUCCUUCAUGAUGCUAGAUGAAAACUUGAUGGAGGCCACCUUAGAAUUUUUAAACUCAUUUGUCUGUCUUGUUAUGCUAACUUGGUUAAUGAGAAGUUUCUCCACCAUAAUAGUGCUGGGGCAUUUUUCUUCUUUA